CUCAUUCUCCUCUAAGCCAUGGCUAAGGUUAACUGUUUCACCUCUCUUUAUGUUUUGUUAAUGUUCUUGUUGUGCUGCCCCACGUCUUCUCACGGGUUUGGUACUUUAGGGUUUAAUAUCCAUCACCGAUACUCGAAAGCGGUUAAAGGAAUUAUGGCUAUCGAUGACUUACCAGAGAAAGGAAGUUUCUCUUACUACUCUGCUCUGGCCUAUCGUGACCGUGUGUUUCGUGGCCAUGGACUUGCAAUGGAAAGGAAUCAAACGCAGUUAACUUUUGAAUAUGGAAAUGAGACUUACCGACUCAAUCCCCUUGGAUUUUUAUAUUAUGCCAAUGUUUCAUUGGGUACACCACCUUUGUCGUAUCUGGUGGCUCUUGACACCGGCAGUGACCUGUUCUGGUUACCAUGUGAUUGUGGUAGCAAUUGUAUCCAUGGCUUGAAUUCUUCAUCUGGGCAGGUGGCUUACUUAUACUCGGAGGGUAAAAUAGAAUUUAAUAUCUACAGCCCUAAUGCAUCGUCAACAAGCAAAGUUACUUGUAACAGCUCCUUAUGUGAAAGCCAAAACAGUGCCCUUCAGCUACCAGUAAUUGCCUUAUCAAGUUCGGUAUCUUUCUGCGGGCACUUCAUCAACUGGGACCUUGUUGUGGUCGGCGUUCAGACUGGUUUACUUUUGGAUGGUGCAGCACCUAAUGGUUCUUUGGGCUCGGUUGGCAAGCAAUCAGUUCCUAGCAUCUUAGCAAGAUAUCAGUUUAUAUUGUCUUGCUUGUCAAAUGAUGAUGUGAACAUCAUUGGACGUAAUGAUGUGAGCACCAGCAGCAUUAUGCCAGUUAGCCCGGCUAAGAAUUCUGGCGUUCCACCAGCUACGCUGUCAAACCAGAAUCCAGGACUGGGAAUGAAGAUAACUCUUCCAUAUCUGCACCCGCACCUGCAUAAAGAGGGAAUGCCACCGUUUGAUCUUUUCUUUCCUGUGCUAAGGGUUUCUUCAAAUCCUGUAUCAUAUGUGUCUAGACAGCUUGCACGUAUCUCAAUUAAUCUUUCGAAACUUUGGAACUACUGCUCAAAUCAAUCUAACGUCAGCUAUCCAUAUGUGAAUUUAACAAUGAAAGGUGGCAACCCAUAUCAUGUCAAUGUCCCAAUAGUAAUCGUUUCCGAUGAGGAUAUCAAUGUAUACUGUCUUGGUGUUGUCAAAAGUGGUGAUGAGAACCUCAUUGGACAAAACUUCAUGAGUGGUUAUACUAUAGUCUUCGAUCGAGAGAAGAAUGUUUUCGGUUGGAAGGCAUCCAGCUGUUAUGAUGUGAGCGCCAGCAGCAUUAUGCCAGUUAGCCCGGCUAAGAAUUCUGGCGUUCCACCAGCUACUACUGUCAAACCAGAAUCCAGGACUGGGAAUGAUGAUAACUCUUCCAUAUCUGCACCCGCACCUGCAUAA
Messenger RNA from Pistacia vera, 1425 nucleotides. Its product is annotated as aspartyl protease family protein 1-like. The record is from RefSeq and is a predicted model, not a curated record. Gene Ontology annotation, molecular function: aspartic-type endopeptidase activity. Gene Ontology annotation, biological process: proteolysis. NCBI's taxonomy places the organism in Eukaryota, Viridiplantae, Streptophyta, Magnoliopsida, Sapindales, Anacardiaceae.